Messenger RNA from Poecilia latipinna (sailfin molly), 2962 nucleotides. RefSeq names its product cyclin T2a (gene ccnt2a). Gene Ontology annotation, molecular function: cyclin-dependent protein serine/threonine kinase regulator activity. Bases 52 to 2130 code for a protein of 692 amino acids. The record is from RefSeq and is a predicted model, not a curated record. NCBI's taxonomy places the organism in Eukaryota, Metazoa, Chordata, Actinopteri, Cyprinodontiformes, Poeciliidae. Gene Ontology annotation, biological process: regulation of transcription by RNA polymerase II. The transcript is spliced from 10 exons.
GACACGACGUCACAUCCGUUUUCUCGAUGCCGAAGCGAACGUUCCAGAGUAAUGGCGGCAUGCCGGGGUUCUUCGUCGAAAUGGUAUUUCACCCGGGAGCAGCUGGAAAACACCCCGUCCCGCCGAUGUGGAGUAGAAUCAGACCGGGAGCUCUCCUACCGACAACAAGCGGCGAAUCUGAUCCAGGACAUGGGUCAAAGGCUCAACGUCUCUCAACUGACUAUAAACACAGCAAUUGUUUACAUGCAUAGAUUUUAUAUGCAACAUUCUUUCACCAAAUUCCAUAGAAAUAUAAUAUCUCCAACCACCCUAUUUUUGGCUGCAAAAGUGGAAGAGCAACCCCGGAAGCUUGAGCAUGUAAUUAAAGUAGCACAUGCUUGCUUAAAUCCACAGGAGUCUCCUCUAGACACGAAAAGUAACGCAUACCUCCAGCAAGCUCAAGAGCUGGUGAUACUUGAAUCCAUUGUGCUGCAGACCCUGGGCUUUGAAAUUACUAUUGAUCACCCACACACUGAUGUGGUGAAAUGUACCCAGCUAGUGCGAGCAAGCAAGGAUCUGGCACAGACUUCCUAUUUCAUGGCUACCAACAGUUUGCACCUCACUACCUUCUGCCUCCAGUACAAGCCCACAGUGAUCGCCUGUGUAUGCAUACAUCUGGCCUGCAAGUGGUCCAACUGGGAGAUUCCGGUUUCCACUGAUGGGAAACAUUGGUGGAAGUACGUGGACAGCACAGUGACUCUGGAGCUGCUUGAUGAGCUGACUCAUGAGUUUCUGCAGAUUCUGGAGAAAACUCCAAGCAGACUGAAGAGAAUACGGAAUUGGAGGGCGACACAAGCUGCAAAAAAGCCCAAAAGUGAAAAUAUGCAGUCGAUGGAUAACGCAUUUUCUGGGCCUUCAUUGCUCCAGGACCACGGCGAUACAGCACUUCCUGGAGUUUCCUCGUCCAACCCAAGUUUUUCCAAAGCAGGUGCUGCCUUUUCUGUACCCAUGCCCGGGCAUUCCAGAGGGGUCCCGUUGUCUCUGGACGCCAUGGCUGCCACGUACAACCCAGCCAGCCACAGUGAAUGGCCUCAGGUUAACCAGAGCCAUUACCCCUCCACCUGCAUAAAACAGGAACCGCUCAGCAUCUCCAUCCAUGAAUCCAUGCUGUCUCUGCAGACUUCCACUUCCUCUUUGCUCCAGCACCCUCCGCCUUACAAGACUGAAAAAACAGUUGAUUUAAACCUUGUUAAGCAAGAGAAAGGAACAGCAGGCAAGCAUCACUCAACACCUCAGCCUGCUUACCCUCCUUCCGGUCAGCCUCCAGUUCUGAAACUGUCUCUGGAUAAAUACAGAGAGAAACAUUCUGCAGAGUAUACUGUCCAGAAGCGUAGGCAAGACCCCCAUGGAGGACUAAUGGACUGUGAUGUAAAAGGCGACUUAACUUCCUCUUCUACCUAUGCACCACCAAACAUUACCCACAUAGAACAUAGAAAACAUGCACAGCCUCAUCAAGCCUCCCAGAGCGGCAACACGACAGCUUCCCCUCUGAAAAUGAAAAUCCCUUCCUCCUCAGCUUCUUCAGGGCAAGACAGACGCCAUCACGGAGACAAAGCCUCGCUCAAGCUUCGUCUGCCUGUCCCCGGGUCCAGCAGCAACGCUCUGCCAGAAAAGAGCGGACAACCAAUCAAAGAUGAGUUCAAGAUGAAGAUCAAAGUUUCCUCAUCGGAGCGGCACAGCUCAUCAGAUGAAGGCAUUUCCGCCAACAACAGCAAGAGCAAACAUUCCAGCCCGCUGGUGAGCAAGGAGAAGCAUCGCAGCGCCGAGCACAACCUCCAUCGCCCCCACAAGCACAGCGGCAAUGGGCGAGGGGCCGCUGAGGCUCCGGGUUUGCUGCGAGUUCCUCCUGGUCUGGUGGCAAUGGAAGGAACGGCGCUCGGUCAUCCCACGUCCGCCACUUUGACGUCGUCAUCACGAAAGAGGGCCUACGCCGAGGGCGGCCACAACCACCACCCCUCAUCUUCGACUUCCUGCUCCAAAGUGAGCAAAAUCUCCAAGAGUGGCACUAGUGCUGCAGGUGGGCUGCGGACCUCUCAGCAGUUCCUCCCUCCUGGCGAAUCGCCACAUGAAGUGGGAGAGCAGAGACACUGAAUCCGACGCUCUGCAGCACAUGGAACUGGCACCAAACUACCGACCACUGAGACUUUGAAGACUAUGCUGACCUCUUUGUCAAGUGCCCUAAGAAAAUAACACUUUGUGAAUAUAAACCCUUUACUGAGAGGCAGAAAGCGUUGCUGCAAAUAAUUAUUGUUGGACUUCUCUGUUUCUGAGAGACAAGAAAGAUGAAUAAUUAUGCUUCCUGUCGCACCUCGGGGCUGUGACGUUCAGUCCUUUGUUUGUUAGUGUUGAAUUGCUGCUCAGUUUUCACUUUCUCCUCGAAAGGGUGGAAGAAUUUGCGAACGUGGAUGCGUGGGGUGGGGAAAGGUUCCAACCUCACGUUGUAAGACCUCCAUAUGAGAGGACAAGUAUUACAAGUUCUAUAAAAGCAUGAAAGGUGCACUUUCUUCAUUUUCAUGUUUGUUUGUUUUUGUUUUUUAGUAAUUUAAAUAUAUUGCGUGAUUAUAUGGAAGAAGUUAUCUGGCCAGCUGGAGAUGAGUUAGUUUGUUUUCUGGAAUUCCCCUUGAUACUGUUAAUGGAUGCAAUAUUUUUUAGGUGUAAAGUUCCAUCUCCAAAAUUACUUUCUGGUCUUGGUUUCCUUUUUUAUACUUAAACUGCAUUUGAUUUGCAUGUUUCAAUCAUCAAAGGGAUGUGAGAGAGGAGCACUUAACUUGCUGUUUACAAAAAAAAAUGGAGAUAAAUGUACAUAUGUUUCUUUUGUAUGUUUAAAAAAGAAGCUAUACCAUGACUACUCAGGUUUGGAGCUGCUUGUAAUUAUAACAAGAUGACUAUAAUACAUAUAAAGGUUUUAUUUCACGGCUCAGUU